Capronia coronata CBS 617.96 is the source of this 792-nucleotide messenger RNA. RefSeq lists its product as uncharacterized. The record is from RefSeq and is a predicted model, not a curated record. NCBI's taxonomy places the organism in Eukaryota, Fungi, Ascomycota, Eurotiomycetes, Chaetothyriales, Herpotrichiellaceae. The transcript has a single exon. The coding region runs from base 1 to 792 and encodes 263 amino acids.
AUGGCAGCCGCGGAAUACUUCGCUUCGGGCGCUCGGCCGCCAUAUGAGCAAUCAAACAGCCUGUUUCCGCCGUCGCAACCUCAACGAGCACAUUCGCAGCCUGGACAUCCAUAUCGUCCACCGCAGCUAGGCCACUCAAGUCCACAGCUACGACCUCAGAGCGUCCAAUAUGCUCCUCCACCCCCACCUUAUCAAUCGCAUACGGAUGACGGCAAUCCGAACGCACAGUUUGCACAUAGGCCAGCCGCUCAGAGUCAGCAUCGGCCGUCGUUACCAGAUCAGUCAAGACCGCAACCAUAUUCAAUAAACCAGCACAACCAGCACGCACAGCAACUCACUGCUUAUCAACCGGGUUCCUUCGUCCCACAAGCAUAUCCAUACCAACAGCAACAGCACUUUUAUCCUCCUUAUCGAUCGAGUCCGAACUACUCGAGUGUUGAUCUAGGUGUUGGGAAUGGUUAUAGUUCAGACCCAGAACGGCACAGGAGGAAACAUAAGAGCCAACCACGGCGCAUCUCCGAGAGCUCCAGGUCUACAAACACAGAUGGAUUCCUUGGGGCUGCAGGCGGUGGACUUUUGGGAGAUAUGCUCUUUCCGGGUCUGGGGACGGUCGGCGGCGCCCUAUUCGGCUGGGUUGGUGGCAAAGAUUAUGCCAAACACCGAAGAUGGCGAGAAGAAAAGAGAGAUCGAGACCAGGAGAGAUGGGAACGGAAGUUCGGUAGCAGUCGAUCAAGAAGCCACAGUCGGGACGGAAGGAGAAGGAAUCAUGAUCAACAGAAGGGCUACGACUGA